AUGAUAUCAGAUCUGUCAUUUUGGAUCCAAUUUGUACAUGAUUCAGAUCUAACAAUUGAUGAAAGCAUUCUUUUGCAAUAUGGUGCAAGAUUAGCUGAUCGAUUUUCAACAAUCGAAGAACUAUUAACUGCUGAUGAAAAUGAAUUUAUUAAUCUUGGCAUAAUUAGUCAACUUGAUCGUGUUUGUUUAAUUCGACACGCUCGUCUUUCGUGUGCUAAAGAACAUGUUGUGUUAGCUAAACAGUUUACUGCUUCGAAACCUGUUCUUGAAAAUUGUCAUGGUAAUCUGUCACGUCGAAAAACAAAAUCUAAUUUAUCAUCAGCAUUAAUUUCUCGAAUUUCGUGUCUUAAUCAUCCUUCUUAUGCUGAAUUCACAAAUGGCAAUGAUACUUGUCUCUCGGAACAAUCAAUUGAGGUUCCUGAACGAACUGUGAUUGAUAAUACUGAUGAUAAAAUUCAAAAAUUAAUUGAGUCAUAUCAAACAAAACCUCCAAGAACAUCAAGUCAAGGAAGACGAACAAUAAAAACAUUUUCCAAUUCAAUAUUAUUAAGGAAAAAGAUGAUUGCUGGUACUGAUCGUUUGAAAAGAUUAACAUUAUCAAAAUCAUUCUUUAAACGACAAACAGCAUUGAUGACACAAAAAGUAUCAAACAUGACCCACAGAAUUAUAAAUCCAUCAGCUAAAAUAAAACAUAAAAAUGACCGAACGUUUCUUAAUCAUAUAAAGCCAGCGCCAUGUCAAAUAGAUAUGAAUGAUUUGAUAGAACAAAUGGAAAAUCGAAAAGCACAGGUCUCAACGUGCAAUAAUGAAAUGCAAGCAUCAAGUGAUUUUAUUUUUCAUUCACAUGCAGACGAUUCAACAUCUAAUGCUCAUCAACUGGUUCCAACAUUAGUCAAUAAACAAUUCAAACUCGGUGCUCCAACAACUUUUUUAACACGAUCACUUGCUCAUUAUGAUUAUACGAAAUGA
This is a messenger RNA of Rotaria socialis, 969 nucleotides long. The record is from the annotation of a GenBank genome assembly. NCBI's taxonomy places the organism in Eukaryota, Metazoa, Rotifera, Eurotatoria, Philodinida, Philodinidae.